Poecilia reticulata (guppy) is the source of this 2866-nucleotide messenger RNA. Its product is annotated as suppressor of tumorigenicity 7 protein-like. Gene Ontology annotation, molecular function: protein binding. NCBI's taxonomy places the organism in Eukaryota, Metazoa, Chordata, Actinopteri, Cyprinodontiformes, Poeciliidae. The record is from RefSeq and is a predicted model, not a curated record.
ACAUCCGGAGAAACAUGGAGGACACCAUUGGCAGUAAUCCCCCAUCUCUCGGAUUUUUAGAGAAAUUGAAGUCUUGGCUUUCCUGGUCAUGGACUUACGUAUGCUUCGUUUGGUUCGGCAUGGUGCUGAUUAUGGUAUAUGUCGUGUGGAGUCCGCUGAAACUGCAGGAAACUCUUACUUCAGCUUCAGUGUUUCUGAACACUCUCACUCCUAAAUUCUACGUGGCUCUCACCGGAACCUCUUCCCUUAUCUCUGGUCUUAUCCUUAUUUUUGAGUGGUGGUAUUUUCGCAAAUAUGGCACGUCCUUUAUUGAGCAAGUGUCUGUGAGCCACCUGCGUCCUCUGCUGGGUGGGGUGGAGAGCAGCUCRUCAACUGGUCUCUUCUCAUCAGUUAAUGGAGAGGCAGAUUCCAGACCCAGUGUUUCUGAUUGCAAGGUCUGGAGGAAUCCUUUAAACCUUUUCAGAGGAGCAGAAUAYAACAGGUACACCUGGGUGACAGGGAAGGAACCUUUGACCUAUUAUGAUAUGAACCUUUCUGCUCAAGAUCAUCAGACCUUUUUCACAGGAGAUACUCAACAGUUAAGGCCAGAGGAUGCAGUGAUGCAGAAGGCAUGGAGAGAGAGAAAUCCUCAGGCCAGGAUCAGAGCUGCUUACCAGGCCAUAGAAAUGAACCAUGAAUGUGCUGCUGCAUACGUGCUGCUAGCAGAAGAGGAAGCCACAACCAUCACAGAAGCUGAACGCCUCUUUAGAAAAGCACUGAGUUUUGCUGGGAAAGAUAUCAAUCUACUGGUUUACAUUAAACGCAGACUGGCGAUGUGUGCACGCAAACUGGGCCGGAUUAAAGAAGCAGUAAAAAUGAUGAGAGAUUUAAUGAAAGAGUUCCCAUUGUUGGGAAUGCUAAAUAUACAUGAAAAUCUCUUGGAGGCACUAUUGGAGCUUCAGGCAUACGCUGAUGUCCAAGCAGUCCUCGCAAAAUAUGAUGAUAUUAGUUUGCCAAAAUCUGCCACUAUCUGCUACACAUCUGCACUGCUGAAAGCACGGGCAGUUUCAGAUAAGUUUUCUCCAGAAGCAGCCUCUAGACGAGGGCUGAGCACAGCAGAGAUGAAUGCUGUGGAGGCGAUACACAGAGCUGUUGAGUUCAAUCCACAUGUGCCAAAGUACUUGUUAGAGAUGAAGAGCCUGAUUCUGCCUCCCGAGCACAUCUUAAAGAGGGGGGACAGUGAGGCAGUAGCAUACGCUUUCUUCCACCUGCAACACUGGAAAAGAGCAGAAGGAGCCUUAAACCUGCUACACUGCACCUGGGAGGGCACCUUCCGGAUAAUUCCAUACCCCUUGGAAAAGGGUCACCUAUUUUACCCCUACCCAGGAUGCACAGAAACGGCAGAUAGAGAACUGCUCCCCUCUUUUCAUGAGGUGUCUGUAUACCCAAAGAAAGAGCUUCCCUUCUUCAUACUCUUCACAGCAGGCCUUUGCUCUUUCACUGCCAUGCUGGCCAUGCUCACACAUCAGUUUCCUGAGCUCAUGGGUGUUUUUGCCAAAGCAUUCUUCAGCACACUCUUUGCACCGCUGGGCUUCUUUGCAGACAAAAUGGAAAACUUCAUGCCGUCCAGUUUUUGGCACCAGCUGACUCGGAUUUGACUUCAUCUCUGUCUCACUCAGUCAUUCACGUGUACACACACACACACACACACACACACACACACACACACUUAAUAAAAACACAAACACCAAUCUCACUCAAAAUUCUUGGACAAAAAGUGUUUGCUCUCCUGUCUUCAGCAUUGCUGUCCACUUGCUGCAUUGUUACUGAUUAUAUUGGCCAGGGUUGUAUCAACACAGCAAUAACACUUCUAAGAUGCUCUCCAACAUGCUUCCAGCUAAUAGGGGUUUUCCAAGAACUGAUUUGGUGAAUACCACUUACAACUAAUUAUCCUGUCAUGUUGUUUGUAUUGGUAAAUUCAGGCAUUUUUAGUUUUCAUCAGAAAGCUACUGUUAAAAUGAAAUGAUUAAGAUCUGCAUGUCCAAUGCCCAUUUAACCAUUAGGUUUGUGUCUGUAAAAAGUCAUGAAGGAAACUAUAUAAUUUCUCAUAUGACGCAUCUUCUUAGAUGUGCCAUAUAAUUGAUCACUUUCCAUUCUUUUUAAGCUAAACAUGUACAUGCCAAGCAGUCAGUAUCUGAUGUAAAAAUAGAUGUAUUCCUGAAAAUACAACUCUUUAAAUUACUGAGAGGUGAAACCUAAGACUUAUUCAAUCACAAAGACUUUUAAAUUAAGUCUCACUUAAAAACAUUGACCUUGUUUUCAGAUUUUAUUACAUUAUUACAUUGUCAGAACUAAUUUGUCCAGUUGUAAAUUAUACUGACAAAUCUUCACUUUGAGAGCAUUUCCAUAAGAACCAUUAUUGAAAUAAAAUGCCUUUGUUAGUAUUCUAUGCCACUGAACACAUCUAGUUUGAUUACAAAUGAUUCCUUAAAAAUAUAAACAUAAUUAUUCUGUUGUUAAAGGGUUUAAUGAACUGAAAAACUUUGCAAUGGCUUUACUAAUCCUUCGUAUGCCCUUUCCAAAUUGAUUGUCCAUCCUUUGGCUACACCAGUUCAUGUGUGCAGAGUUGCAGGGAUCUGGGGCCCAUCGCCAAUGGUCAUUGAGUGGGAGGCGAGGUAAACCCUGAGCACAAAUUGAUAAAAUGUAUGGUAACCGAUGACUWUGUUUCAUUCCAAGCUGAUUUUUAAAAGUUGAUGGCAAUAUAUCUACAUUGUACUACUGAAAUAAAGCAAGGCAUGCUGAGGACAGGAGAAUGUGUUCACAACUGUAAUUACCUUCCAAUGGGUUUGACAGCAAAACACCUACAAUAAAUGUCUCUUCCCUCUCA